AUGGUUGCAUUCGGGAAAAAGUUGAAGGAACGGCAAAUCCAAGAAUGGCAAGGAUACUACAUCAACUACAAACUCAUGAAGAAAAAAGUGAAGCAGUAUGCUAAUCAAAUCGAGGCUGGAGCCCUGGAGCACCGACAUGUUCUCAAGGAUUUCUCUAGAAUGCUGGAUAAUCAGAUUGAAAAAAUCGUGCUGUUUAUGCUGGAACAACAAGGGUUGUUGGCUAGCAGGAUAUCCAAGCUUAACGAGCAACAAGAUUAUCUCCAGGAACAACCUGAUAUAUCCAAAAUAUGUGAGUUGCGUGAAGCCUACAGAGCUGUUGGCCAAGAUCUUCUGAAGCUUCUAUUUUUUGUUGAAAUGAACGCUAUUGGUCUGCGCAAGAUCCUCAAGAAGUUCGAUAAGCGUUUUCGGUACAAGUUCACAGAUUACUAUGUGAAAACCCGUGCUAAUCAUCCUUACUCCCAACUCCAGCAAGUUUUUAAGCAUGUGGGGCUUGGAGCAGUUGUUGGAGCUAUAUCACGUAACCUUGCGGAUCUUCAAGAUCGCCAAGGAAGCUACUUAUCAAUAUAUGACCAACCCGCUCUGCCUCUCCAGGAUCCCGUUGUGGACUCGAUAAACUCAGCCGUUGAUAGAUUGACUUACUCGACGAACUUCCUCAACUUUUUGGGGCAACAUGCGCUCAUCAUGCACGAGGAGUUGCCCUCGCCGGCAGAGGAGACUGUGGACGACAAGAGAUACCAUUUUAUGUCACUUCUCCUGAACCUGGCAAACACAUUCCUUUACAUGGUCAACACGUACAUUAUUGUCCCCACUGCUGAUGACUACUCGAUGAGAGUUGGAGCGCCUGCAACGGUCUGCGGGGUCGUGAUCGGGGCAAUGGCUGUUGCCCAGAUAUUUUCUUCCGUGUAUUUCAGUGCUUGGUCUAACAAGUCAUACUUCAGGCCUCUCGUGUUUAGCAGCAUUGUUCUUUGCUUAGGGAAUCUUAUGUAUGCAGCAGCUUAUGAUCUAGAUUCGAUAUGGGUGCUUCUGAUUGGAAGACUGUUUUGUGGGCUGGGUUCUGCCAGAGCAGUUAACAGACGUUACAUUAGUGAUUGUGUGCCACUUAAAACCCGCAUGCAGGCUUCAGCUGGAUUUGUGAGUGCUAGUGCUCUAGGAAUGGCAUGUGGGCCUGCACUGGCUGGGUUACUUCAGACCAAGUUCAAAAUUUACGGCAUCACAUUCGAUCAAAACACUUUGCCUGGUUGGGUGAUGGCUAUCGGGUGGUUUAUCUAUCUUAUAUGGUUGUGGGUUUCAUUCAGAGAACCUGUUAUUGAGACUGAAAUCGAUCAUGUCCCAGAGGAGUCUACUGCUGGAGGACAUGAUAAUCUUGAGAAGGGCCUCACAGCACCGUUACUUUUAACAGAGACGGAACAUGGUCAAAAUGAUGAUGACGAUCAAGAAUAUGAUGAGAGUGAAGAGGCUCCUGAGGAAUCUCGACGACCAGCUAACUCUCUAAAAUCAGCCUACAGGUUACUUACACCUUCUGUAAAGGUUCAGUUGCUGAUUUACUUUAUGCUUAAAUAUGCAAUGGAGGUCCUACUGUCAGAAUCAAGUGUUGUCACAACUUACUACUUUGGUUGGACUACAAGCACUGUAUCAAUUUUUCUUGCCUGUCUAGGUCUCACAGUUCUUCCAGUUAAUGUUGUCGUUGGAAGUUACAUAAGCAAUAUGUACGAGGACAGGCAAAUAUUAUUAGCAUCUGAAAUUGUGGUCUUCCUGGGUAUACUUUUCAGCUUCCACUUUAUUGUACCAUACUCUGUGCCACAAUACGUGUGCUCAGGCCUCAUCAUGUUUGUAUCUGCUGAAGUACUCGAAGGGGUAAACUUGUCACUCCUUUCGAGAGUGAUGUCAUCCAGGCUGUCUCGUGGGACCUACAAUGGUGGCCUUCUAUCAACAGAAGCCGGUACACUUGCUCGGGUUAUAGCCGAUGCUACCAUCACUCUCGCCGGGUUUUUGGGGGAGAGUAGGCUCUUGAAUGCCACCCUUGUCCCAUCUCUCGUCAUUUGCAUUGCCUCCAUUGUCGCUACAUGCUGUACGUACAAUUCCUUGUACUAA
Molecule: messenger RNA, 2091 nt
Organism: Striga hermonthica
Lineage: Eukaryota; Viridiplantae; Streptophyta; Magnoliopsida; Lamiales; Orobanchaceae
Source: the annotation of a GenBank genome assembly